Molecule: messenger RNA, 384 nt
Organism: Dichomitus squalens LYAD-421 SS1
Lineage: Eukaryota; Fungi; Basidiomycota; Agaricomycetes; Polyporales; Polyporaceae
Exons: 4
Coding region: 1-384 (127 amino acids)
Biological process (GO): proton motive force-driven ATP synthesis
Source: RefSeq, a predicted model, not a curated record
AUGUCCUCCGCUGUCCUCAGGCAGGCCGCUAUCGCCGCUCGCUCGGCUUCGCGCAAGUGCGCUUUUUCCACGUCUGCGGUCGCACGGAAAGACCUUAUCCAGGAGCUUUACAUCAAGGAGCUCAAGGGCUACAAGGCUCCCCCUCCGCCCAAGGACGCUCACGUCGGCGUCGUCAAGAACUACUCCCUCCCGCCUGCGCCCCAGGCGCCCGCACUUCCCGCUGACCUCGCGGGCGAGCUUUCCGCAUGGGACGCAGCCGAGCCUACCUUCGCCGCCGCGUCUGCGAAGCCUGCCGAGGGCGAGAUCACGGGCCCGACUGGUGCUGAACAGUUCCUCGCGUUCUUGGAGGCGGACGAGCCGAAGCACGACGAGGCGCACCACUAG